Arachis duranensis is the source of this 1052-nucleotide messenger RNA. RefSeq lists its product as uncharacterized. Gene Ontology annotation, cellular component: mitochondrion. NCBI's taxonomy places the organism in Eukaryota, Viridiplantae, Streptophyta, Magnoliopsida, Fabales, Fabaceae. The record is from RefSeq and is a predicted model, not a curated record. The transcript is spliced from 3 exons. The coding region runs from base 391 to 744 and encodes 117 amino acids.
UCUCUUCGGUCCUCACCCCCAUUUCCUCUGCGCUGCAGUCCCCCACCCCCAAAUCACAACCCUAGGUCACAGAAGUCUCCCCCACCGCCGCAGGGAGUGAGAAUCAGCGCCGCCGGCCAUUGCUUUCAGUCACCUUGAAACCUUCAACCAAGCUUCUCUCUCAAAGAAAGAAAAAAAAAAGUGAUAAACCCUAGCCUCCAUUGUCGCCGUCGUUCUUCUCACCGCCGCCGUUCCACCGUUCUCCCCCAGCUUCUUUUCUUCGCGAGUUGCCAGCUUCUUUGCCAGCCUCCAUUGUCGUCCGUCGUGUGCUCGUCGCUGCCGCCAGCUUCUCCGCGUCACAUUGUUGCUCCCUCUCCUAUAAAUAUCUGCUCACUAUCCUCGCCGAAGGCAAUGGAGUUUGUUAAUAGGAUAGUUGAAAGUGCAAGGAAAGCUUCGAACAACAAUACGGUGAUCAAUGUUUGUCUCGCUGCUUCGUUUAUGGUGCUGGCUGGUAGAUCAUUCCAUCAGCAAAAAAUAAUUGAGGCUCUGGAGACUGAGAAAGCAUCUCUUGUAAAAUCAAAUAAGGAUAUUAAAAGGACUCUUUGGAAUUGGAAGCAGCAGCUCUACGCAGAAGCCGCGAGCGACGACGCCCUCGUACCGCUGCAUAGGCUCAAGGCCAUCUACGGCGAAACCCCGCAUUCUACAGCCGGAGAUGCUGUGAAUGAAGAUGCAAAUUCGGCUAGUCUUAGCAAGUUUGUUGCUUGAGAUCUGCAAAAUUGUUAACAAAUGUUAAAGUUUUGGCACUGAAACUCCAGAAGAGUGUUAGUAAAAUAAUUUCUAACGGAACAAGAACAUAUUAUUCUGUCGUACUUGGUUGUUUUAGUUUGCAUGUAAAUUUAGAACCUUGAGGAAAUUAAAAGUGGUGAAACCUUCAUCAAUGGAAGGACAAAAUCACAUUUUUGUUACGGUUAUAUGUUUGAUCUAUAUAACAAUGAGUUAGGCUUAUAAAAGCAGGAAAGAUUUCCAUGUUAUUGACUUUGGUGAUAUAAGUUGUUUCUCUAUUUCAUCACCUA